GGAAAUCUUAUUCACGUCCGGGUCAGAUUGUUUCCAGCAUUUUCCCAAACAGCUGAUCUGGUCUAUACAUUUCAACUGUGAAGACUAAAGAAAUAACGACAUAUUUGAUCAUUAAUAUGGAUUUCUUAAAAGCUGAAAUCGCGAGGAAGAGAAAACUAAUUGUAGACAAAGAUCUUAUUGAUGAUUCAAAGAAAUACUUCAAACGAUCCGAUCUUGCCCGAAAAGAAGAAGAUGAGUAUUUCGAAAGAUGUGGCUACAAGGUUCAGAAAGAGGCACCUGAGAGACAGAUGGAGAAGAAAGAAGAGAAGGCUGAUCCCUCCACCUCAUCCAAUAGCACGUUAGAGUUGGAGCUGACUGAGGAGAAGCUGCCAAUGUCGCUCUCCCGGCAGGAGGUGAUCCGGCGGCUGAGGGAGCGAGGGGAACCGGUGCGUCUGUUUGCAGAGUCAGACUAUGAGGCCUUCCAGAGGCUCAGGAAGAUUGAGAUUCUCGCUCCGGAAGUCAACAAGGGUUUGAGGAAUGACCUGAAGGCAGCCAUGGAUAAGAUUGAUGCACAGUACCUGAAUGAGAUCGUAGGGGGCACUGGGGAGCCAGGCGAGGUGGACACACAAUUCGACCUAAGAGUACACGAGGCAGACACAACCAUCGAGGAGUUGGAGGCUCUGGGUAAAUCUCUGGGAACGGGAGAUGACAAUGGGGACCAGGAUGUCAUCGACAAAGUCCUUAGGUUCCUGCUGGGAGUCUGGGCGAAGGACCUGAACGGUCGAGAGGACCACGUGAAGCGCAGCGUCCAGGGCAAGCUGGCCAGCGCCACCCAGAAACAGACUGAGUCCUACCUCAAACCGCUAUUCCGGAAACUACGCAAGAAGAGUUUGCCAGCAGACAUCAAAGAAUCAAUCACAGACAUCAUUAAAUUCAUGCUGCAGAGAGAAUAUGUAAAGGCGAACGAUGCAUACCUGCAGAUGGCCAUUGGUAAUGCCCCCUGGCCCAUCGGGGUGACCAUGGUGGGCAUCCACGCCCGUACGGGGCGAGAGAAGAUAUUCUCCAAACACGUGGCCCACGUCCUCAACGACGAGACCCAGAGAAAAUACAUCCAGGGACUGAAAAGGUUGAUGACUAUCUGCCAGAAACACUUCUCCACAGACCCCUCAAAGUGCGUGGAGUACAAUGCCCUGUAGUACACUGACCGUCUACACCUGUGGUCAACAAGCCUUGUCUUAGAGUCCUGGGGUGCGCAGGCAUUUGUUUCAACCUAGCACUACAGCACCUAAUUCAAUUGAUUAUGGUCUUGAUGAUCAUAAAAUACGUUGAAUCAGGUGCGCCAGUGUUGGGUUGGAUGGAAAGCAUGCCUGUAUACUUUGUAGUCUUACAGGAUCAGGAUUGGUAUCACGUCUGUGGAAGUCACAACAGCUGAGGAAGUCUCUGUACUUCUGUCUACAUACCUGUCAAUGGAGAUCCAGCUGUUCAUGUAUAUUUGGAGGCUCACUUUUUGCCACUGUUUACUGUUUUGGGUUGCUUUUUUUUUUAGGGUGUACAGGUUAGUAUUUUCCUUGUUACUCAAAUGAACGAACAUGCCGUGUAAAUAUCCCUUCUAAGAUUAGUCUUUCUCCAGUGUGCUAGUUCUAUAUCUUUGUAAGAAUGGCCAUGAUGUGUAAGUUUUAUUAUGCAAAGCUUUGAAAAAAUAAGCUUUAAAUUCAAGAAUGAGAAAACAGCAGUUGAAACCUGUCAAAGUAUACAUCUUACCUGUGUGAAAGGUAAACUGUCUUCUUAUUAAUGCAAUAAAUAUAUCUAAAUUCAAGGGUGUUUGGUGUCAGUCACUUUUCAUUCCUUUAUUAAGAAGUAAUAUUAUUUAGAGAAUACAUUUUGAUGGAACUUUUAGAUAACUGCAAAUGUUCCCUAGCUUUAUAAUGUCGCAAUGCACAAGAUCAUUAAAUGAGAAGCGCCAUUUUAAACGAAGGGCAAAGUUUGCUAUACAGCUGUAAAAUGAUUAAUCUAUAAUCUCCAGAAGCCAACAGCAGAGCCAAUGUUUAUUAUACACUUGUCUGUCUACAGAGCAACGCAUUGCUGCAGAUCUUUACAUGCUGACCAGACACUGCGUGAAUGUUGCAAGAUAAAUUUACACAUGUUAACAAACGUUGCUCGUGGACGUCUGUGUGGCCAGGCGCAAAUCGUGCCUCUCCCAUCUCAUUGGUUUUUAGGAGCAUAUACCCAUGUGAUUGAAAGAUGAAUUGAGGUUCACGCUCCAGUCAGUUGUGGUAAUUGUAAGAAUUUGUAAGAUUUUCUACUUAGUGUGCCUCUAACAUGCACCAAGCUAACAAACGUUAUUACCAUGAAUUGCAGCUAUUACACAUGUUUUCCACUAACCAACUAGUUAUGUCUCAAUGCAGCUUACACAAGCAAACUGAUGUUUCCACUUGCAGCACAUAACAGGAACUGGCCCAACCACAAGCCUACGGGGGCCCCAUCUCGUGAUAACAGCAACAGUGUCUGGCAUGCUCGACCCUGUGAAAACAGGAACACACACAUAUAUGCCAUAGCUUAUCCAAGGCACUCACACCCAGAUUUAGAGCUUUGAUAGAAACUCAACAUCAUCAGAACAUUGCGCAAGAUCGCAGGAAGACGCAUGAACAGAUGGAGCCAAUCGACGGUGACAACACCUGGACCUGAGCCAACCAGAGGACCAGGACUUCAAGACUCAACCUACUUUCUGUGUUGUAUAAAACAUGUAAACAAACUGUUUUAGGGGCUCUCUUCCGCUGGCUCCCUCAGAGCUACUGGAACGAGUCCGUGCACGCUGUACCAAAUAUCUUCACUCUGAAUAAACUAUCGCUUGUCAUAUAAUUUA
Molecule: messenger RNA, 2842 nt
Organism: Salmo salar (Atlantic salmon)
Lineage: Eukaryota; Metazoa; Chordata; Actinopteri; Salmoniformes; Salmonidae
Gene: prpf18
Product: PRP18 pre-mRNA processing factor 18 homolog (yeast)
Biological process (GO): generation of catalytic spliceosome for second transesterification step; RNA splicing
Cellular component (GO): U2-type post-spliceosomal complex; U4/U6 x U5 tri-snRNP complex; U5 snRNP
Source: RefSeq, a predicted model, not a curated record